AUGUUUGCACUGCAGUCUCCGCUGCCGACCAACUCCGGCGGAGGCGCUGCCGGAGAUACGUCUCUGGUCAGAACUUACCGUGCUUGGAAAGGCAAUAACGAAUUUUGUCUUCGAGGGAGGCUUAUAUUCGGACCUGAUGGGAAAUCUAUACUGUUUACGGUCUUUCUUAUCCUUGCCCCUGUUGCUGUUUUCUCUGCUUUUGUGGCUAGGAAAUUGUUGGAUUAUUUUCCUCAUCACUGGGGAUAUUCAAUAUUGAUUGCAGUUAUUUUGCACACGAUAUUUGUAAGUCUCUACUUUGUUCUGUAA
Molecule: messenger RNA, 306 nt
Organism: Sphenostylis stenocarpa
Lineage: Eukaryota; Viridiplantae; Streptophyta; Magnoliopsida; Fabales; Fabaceae
Source: the annotation of a GenBank genome assembly